Molecule: messenger RNA, 2994 nt
Organism: Priapulus caudatus
Lineage: Eukaryota; Metazoa; Priapulida; Priapulimorpha; Priapulimorphida; Priapulidae
Exons: 2
Coding region: 1007-2017 (336 amino acids)
Biological process (GO): DNA integration
Molecular function (GO): nucleic acid binding
Source: RefSeq, a predicted model, not a curated record
UUUGCAGACUAAUAUUUAUGAGGUUAUAACGUCAUAUAAUUUCUAUAUUAUUCUUAGCACAGCGUUGUUCUGUUCUCGUGUAGCCGUUGUUCUCGCGGAUUCUCACGAUAAUGGAAUAAUGCAAGGUCGUGGCAAUAGCGACGCGUCAAUAACGCCGAAAUAAAGGGGGGGGGGUCACUACCCGCUCUACGGCUAUAUACUAUAUAUGUAAUAUUUUAUUGUUCAUACAGCAGUCCAGCGGACUAAAAUUGAAUCCUGACAAAUGUCAAUUUAAUAUGGAUCAGCUUGUAUUUAUGGGGAUACUACUAUCCGAGAAGGGUACAGGGCCUACUGAGGACAGGGUAAAAGCUGUGAUAGAAGCGCGAAAGCCAGCGAGUGCAUCAGAGGUGCGAAGCUUUUUAGGUCUAGCGUGUUAUAGUGGCAAGUUUAUACCGCAGUUCGCGACCAUUUCUGAGCCACUGAGGAAACUGACUCGUAAGGAUGUACCAUUCAACUUCUAUCUACAUCUAUCUAAGGCUAUCUACAGCCCGCGUUCCCAGCCGUGUGCUCGAAUUGAAAGAUGGGUGAUACGUCUCCAACCGUAUACGUUCAAAGUAGUGUAUGUACCAGGACCAAAGAAUAUAGCAGAUUCAUUGUCACGCCUUCUAAGUGGUAAGGCCAGUGCACCAGGGCAUGUACAUGGUGCAGAGGAAUAUGUGCGGUUUGUUGCCAGCAAUGCGACACCAAGAGCGUUAACUACACGUGAGGUAGAACAAAUGUCCGCAGCUGACGACGAACUAAUCGUAUUACGAGAAGCAAUAAAGACGGGUCGAUUUGAGAAAUGCAAAGCGUUUGCACCAAUAGUGGCAGAAUUAUGCGUGAUUGGACAGUUGGUGCUACGAGGUACUCGUAUUGUAUUACCAAGUAAGUUACGACCACAAGCGCUAGCUUUGGCACACGAAGGGCAUUUAGGUGUGGUCGGGACGAAACAGAAUCUAAGUGUCAGAGCAAAGUGUGGUGGCCAGGCAUGGAUAGAGCUGCCGAGAAGUAUUGUAGAUCGUGUCAUGGUUGUCAGUUGGUUGCGCAUCCAGACGAACCGCUAGGACAAACAACGCUACCGGAUGGACCCUGGCAGGAUGUCGCUAUCGACUUGCUGGGACCAUUUCCAUCGGGACAUUCGAUACUUGUCGUAGUUGACUACUAUAGUCGGUUCUAUGAAUACGAUAUCCUAAACUCUACCCUGGCUGUAAAGAUAAUCGAUAGUUUGGAGGAGAUAUUCAGUCGUCAUGGACUCCCUAUCACUAUCAAGUCAGAUAACGGACCACAGUUUCGUUCUGAAGAGUUCCUGGAGUAUUGUGAUCAAAAUGGGAUCACGGCCCUCAAGGUUACUGCAAAAUGGGCGCAAGCAAAUGGCGAGGUAGAACGCCAGAAUAAGUCGCUGAUGAAGAGAAUUCGUAUCGCUCAGGCAGAAGGGUUAGACUGGAAAAGGGAACUCAGGAAGUAUGUGACGAAAUACCGUGGCAUUGACCACCAUACUACAGGGAGAAGUCCAGCUGAAUUCUUGUUUAAUCGUAAAGUGAGAGGGAAAUUACCAGAUUUUCAGGCAGACGGUCGUAUUGAUAUGGAGGUACGCGAUCGUGAUGCUGAACAGAAAGGGAAAGCGAAAAUCUACGCUGACGAACGUCGCAACGCGCAAUACUCUGGCGUUGAUGUUGGUGAUAAAGUUCUGGUCAGGAAAGAGAAAACCAAUAAGUUUUCAACAACAUUCGAUCCGGUUCCCCACACUGUCGUAAGCAAAUUUGGUAAUAGUCUUGUAGUGGAGGCUCCAAACGGUGCUCAAUAUUCUAGGAAUACUACUCAUGUUAGGAAAUACGUGUCGAAUGCUAGUACUCCCAUACAGGACGAUAGGGUAGAAGUUACCGCGUCACCCAUGCUACCAAUGAUUAAAACUGGAGCAAAUAGUGGAGUUCCAGACAGUGAUGUAUCAGAACUAGUUAUAGAUCCAGAUGUUCAGGCUUCAUCUGAAGAUACGUCUUAGAUGCCACAAUCUUCUUUGACAACCCAGUAUCGUAGAUCCCACAGGUAAAAGAGAGUACCUGCUAAGUACUCUGACUAUGUAAUGGAGUAGAAUUUCGUUUCUAUUGUGUUGGAGAUACAAUGUCUUGAGAUUAGUUGUUCCACAGUUGUGUUAUCGGAAUGAGUUUGAAUUUAGUUCGGACAUCGUACGUUAUAUAGCAAAGGGUUUAUUGCUCCAGGUUAUUGUGUUCCUUUAAAGAAAAGAAGAGAUGUAAUGUUCUAUUGUUCAUGUAUCGUUUUGCCGGGUGGAGAGAAACUCCGGAUUCGAGAAAUAAACGUGGAGGUUGAGUUUCGUAUAUCUCCUCUAAUUUAUUGGAGUAAGAGUGAUGUGAGAUAAAGAUAUCUACUCUAAUUGAGGUACUAAGAGAGAUACAACACUAUAUAGUGAGUUUAACGAGGAUGGGUUAACGAAGACACGCGUUGCGUUUUUAUAUUUCGGGAUAAAAUUACACGUUGUCAUAUACGCAUCGUUAAUAAUAAGAAUAGAAAGUAUAUUGAUUUUGAAUAGCGAACCGACUCCAUUCGCCUUCCCCCGUAUAUAUAACUCCAUAUAGUGUAUAUCCGUACGAGCUAGGAAGUCGAAAGUCGGUUACUCAGUUGGAUGAAUUUCUCGAAUGGGUUAUACAUGUGGGUUAUCAAUGCGAGUUAUACUGUACACAUGUGAAUUAUAGGCCAACAGUAAUAUCCGUGUUGGAAAUAGAAGACUGCCCCAUCAAUCCGGGACUCAGCUAGUUGAUUUUAGCCUUUAGGGACGUUACAGUAACUGCGCAAUAGUAAAAAUUAAGAUUUUGGAAAUCAGAACUGGCUUGGUUUUCACACCUCCUGCCUUCUAAUAACUUACGAUACAUAUAGUGUCUAUUACGUAUUCCCGUAGGCUACACACGUAUAUAUUAUAGGUAUUAAUAGCUCUUGUAAAUAUGUAUAUAUAUAUCUUCUACA